AAACUUAUUUCGUUUUUAGGAGAAUUAAAGCUGCAUUUUUUAACUCUUUCUUUUCUCCAUUGAAGUGGCUUAAAACCCAAAGGCACCAGGAUCAUUGAAAAAUAUAAUAACAGACUUAAAGUAAAUCCAGAGCAGAUGUCUAGACGUUUCUGAUGAGUUUCUACACUGCCUGAGAGAGAGAGAGACAUGGAUCAUUUUGAGGGAGUUCACAGCGUCCAGAUUUCCUCUUCUCCACCACCUUCAACAACAGCCAGCCCAGGAUAUGAAAUCAUCAAAGGGAAAUCUGGAAUAUCUGUGUAUUCCUCAACCGUGUUUUUCGGGAAACCUGAUGUCCUGGGACAGCCAGCCGCCAGACACAAGUGCAGCAGGGACGCUGAGGAGAUAGGAUGUGUUGUUGGACGGUUGGUAGAUCUGGAUCCAGAUCCAAAGUCCAGAGUGGAGGGAGGAGGCUCGGCUGGGCCNUUCAAUGUUUUGCAGCAGUUAUCUCAGAAGUUGACUUUCAUCUGCAGCCCUUUGCAGUUGGUAGAUCUGGAUCCAGAUCCAAAGUCCAGAGUGGAGGGAGGAGGCUCGGCUGGGCCCCCUUCAUCCAGAGCCCAUGGCGUCCUCUCCCGGCAUCGCAGCUCGUCGCUGGAGAUCAAAGAAAAAGAAAUCAGAGAAAAGGGCUCUGAGAUCCUCACGGAACAGCUGGACGCUGCAAAGAAGGAACUGAAACUAAAGGACAAGGAGUGUGAGCGUCUGUCGCGGGUCAGGAAUCAGCUGGAGCAGGAGCUGGAGGAGCUGACUGCCAGUCUGUUCGAGGUAACGACAACAGAUGUUCUCUGCUGA
This is a messenger RNA of Notothenia coriiceps (black rockcod), 825 nucleotides long. The record is from RefSeq and is a predicted model, not a curated record. NCBI's taxonomy places the organism in Eukaryota, Metazoa, Chordata, Actinopteri, Perciformes, Nototheniidae.